UUAUGCAUUGUUUGUGAGAGUUGUGACGUAUGCGUUACAGAGUGAUAGAGUUGAUGAACCGGUGAUGUGCCGGUGGCUCUAGUCCGUUAUAAACAUUGUAUCAUUCAGAUAAGGAAAUAAAGAUUACGUUCUUCAUUCUUAUCAAUUGGUGCGGUGAAACUGUGAUUGGAGGGUCAACGCGAGUGAAGAAUUAGGUUUUGUGAAAUUGGGGAUUUUACCAAAUUGAAGAAUCAGAGGAUCGGAGAUGGAGGUAGAGCAAGAUUCAUCGAUUAGAGAGCUAACAGCGGCGGAGCAAACAGCGGCUUCAGCUAUUGAGUUUUACGAUCAAUUGGCGGAGAUGACUUCGAUGGUUCAUUGUGAAGAAUCACGUUUGGAUUCAAGAAUCGCCGCUCAGGAUCAACAGUUCUUGGAAAUUAAGCGGAAGCUGGGUUUUGUGAUAAACAAUUUAUCUGGGAAAGAGACAGUGCAAGAAGUUGGAGGCACAAGUCAAAUUACCACUUCAAGAUCGCAAGAUCAAACCAAUCAGCAAAUUCUUUCUCGGAACCUUGCCGUAGUGAUAUUAGGCCUAGGAUCAGAGAAAACCUUCUCAACAAUGUGGAGAUGGCCGUGUUUGAGGGUGUGGGAAUUUAUGGUUGGAUUGCGCUUGUUGAGCGUUUCUUUCGAAUGGGUGGAUACAACGAUGCAGAGAAACUAGUCUUAGCUUCAGGGAGCUUGCAAGGAGAAGCAUUGAGCUGGUACAACUUGGAAAUUAACAAGAGACAGUUUGAAAGUUGGGUUCAGUUUAAGUCGGGAUUGAUGCUGAAAUUUGGAUCGAAGAUUAGAGGACCAAGUAUAAGUUUGUUUCGUAUCAAACAGACAGGAACAAUAGAAGAGUAUAUACAACGAUUUGAGGAUCUUUCAUCACAAGUAUCUGGGUUGGAUGAGCAGAAACUUGAAGGGAUUUUUCUCAAUGGAUUAACACGGGAAAUGCAGGAGCUUGUUCAUAUGCAGAAGCCACGUAAUUUGCCGGAGAUGAUGGCUGUAGCGAGAGAUAUGGAGUCAUGUAUAAAGAGAAAAGUUGUUAAAGAAGAGUUGAUGUUGGCCAGUAAAGAGAAUAAGGAGAUUUAUGGAUCAGAUUCUGCAGUGACUAUGCUAAACGAAUCAAGUCAAGAAGCAGGUUCACAUAAGACUGGGUCAAUAUUAGAUUCUGUGCAGAAGAUUGAGGAUUAUUCAUCUCAGGUUAAUGGGUUAGAUGAUCAGGAGUUAGAAGGGACAUUGUUGAAUGGAUUAACACAAGGGAUUAUGAAAGGGAAUGGAGAUAACAUGGUGAAAAAGAUUGAGUUGCCAAUUUUUCAUGGAUUGUAUCCAUGUAGUUGGAUAACACAGGUGGAAAGAUUAAUUCGAUUUGAUCGACAUACUGACAUAGAGAAGAUACAGUUGGUAACGCAGAAAUUAAAGGGAGAUGCUCUUAGUUGGUUCAAGAAUGUGUCUUUCAAGAAUUGGAAAGAUUUCAAGUCAAAGUUGUAUGUUCGAUUUGGGAAUUUGGCUCCAGUUACUCUGCAGCCAUUGUCAGCUCUGAAACAUGAGCCUUCCUUAGCCACAAAAUCAUUGGCAGAGACUGAUUUGCAUCAAGAACAGGAACCGCAUGAGGAAAAUGCUGCCGACUGGGCGUCAGAUGGUGUUCUCCAAUCACAAAAAGUUGAGAAUUCAGUCUUGGAGGUUCAUCGAGAUGCAUCAUUGAAUCAAUAUCAGUCACAACCUGAACUAGUUUCUGAUGCUUUACACUCUGAACCAGGGAAAGUGAGUUCAGUAUUGGAAAAUAAAGAAAAGAUGGAUAAACAGUUUAUUCACAAGAUCAUUAAGAUGGUUGGUGUUAAUGGUAAUGUUGAGAGGUUGCAGGAAGAGAGAAACAUCAUGAAAACUUGUUCUCCACUAAUACAUGCUUCUGGUUCUGUGAAAUUGAGAAUCGAUACAUCAGCUAUCCAUCAAGAAGUGAUUUUUGUGUUUAACAAUCAAGAAGCUUUGGUACAAGAGGUGAUUAUGCAGAACGAAAAGAGUGAUUAUGAAGAGUUGAUUCCGACAAUAGAAUUUUCUCAGGCCAAGAAAAAUAAUGUGUAUAGGAAAAAUGCAUUGAUCUUAAAAGAGAAAUCAAAUGACAUUCAAGAGCAUAAUGUGGACAUGGAAUCAAGUCUGAGGAUCUUGGGAAAAGUAGCAGCUAAGAGACAACAACAAAUUUGUUCCAAAUCCUGGAAAUUCAAAUACAAAGACACGCUAGAGACAAGCAAACAUAAUCCUACAAGCGCUCAGUUUUGGGAAGAAGAUACUGCAAAGCUGUGGAUAUCAACUUAUGGUACACUGCAGUCUCAUAGCCAUCAUGUGCAAAGACGUUUCUCAUUUAAGUUGUGCACACUUUAUUACUUUUCUGUGUGGCACUGUUGGAGAAUUAAGACACUAUCACAACUUGGAAUUGGGAAACAAAAGGAUGCAGUAACGUUUUGGUGGUGGUUGCUAAAAAAUAUAAGAGAGUUGCAGGUUUUGAUUGCCACAGAAUGGAUGCAGAUUUGCGAUAACGCAUACAAGGGGGAUACUUAUGCUCUGUCUUAUGUUACAUUGACAAGUGACAACUUCUAUGGGGAUGAGAACUCAAUUGUAGAUGAUGUCACAAGAAAAGUUGAGUGUCACUUCAAGAAUAAACAAAGAAAAAUGGGAAGGUAUCAACAUAGCCUCAAAGUUUUGCUGCGACAAUGGGAAGUAACUAUGGAUUUUCAGUGGUGGUUGGCAUGGUUAUUUUGUUGGAAGAACAAGGCUGAGAAUAGCCAGUCGAAUUCAUGGAUCUUAGAAAUGGAACAAGCCAGUUACAAAGUGACUGGAAACAGAGUGCAGAAGCGAGGGUCAACACAGUUUCUAUGUAGUGUUAUCCAGCACCGGAUAUGGCACAGAUGGAAUUCUAAGCAACUACACACAGUCCUAACAAGUGGGAGGGAUUUAAUUGGAAACGCUAUUACACAGGACACCUGGUCUGCUGCAACUGUAUACAAGAGAGGCUAUUAUUCAGUGUGGCAUCGCUGGAGAAAGAAGAAAUUGCAGAAGAUUAGCUUCCAACUAUAGCUGACCAGCAACUAAACUGAGACACUACGGUGCGGAGGAUCAAGGUUCGUGCAGCAGCUCUACCAUAGCAUCAGCGAUCAUCAUCAUUGGUUUUGAUCGUCACUACAUUUGCUACUGCACAGCUUGAGGACAAGCUGUUUUAAAACGGGGGAGUAUUGAUAAGCUCACUAUGUGUAUACAAGAAGGAGGAAUAGAGUGUAAGCAGAGACAUGAGGGAGCACGUGCAAGGGACUGAAGUCAUUUGUAUAUAAACUGAGAACAGUAUUGUAGUUCUAUGCAUUGUUUGUGAGAGUUGUGACGUAUGUGUUGCAGAGUGAUAGAGUUGAUGAACCGGUGAUGUGCCGGUGGCUCUAGUCCGUUAUAAACAUUGUAUCAUUCAGAUAAGGAAAUAAAGAUUACGUUCUUCAUUCUUA
This is a messenger RNA of Camelina sativa (false flax), 3500 nucleotides long. NCBI's taxonomy places the organism in Eukaryota, Viridiplantae, Streptophyta, Magnoliopsida, Brassicales, Brassicaceae. The record is from RefSeq and is a predicted model, not a curated record.